AUACACAACAGAGCUGGUUGCAAUUUUGUUGGCCUUGGAAUGGGUAGAGGGAAAUGAGUUAAAUAACUCAGUGAUUAUAUCUGAUAGUUAUUCAGCUUUAGAAAGCAUAAAAAAUGGGAAAUCUAUAAGAGAUGAUAUAAUUCAUAAAAUGUUUAUGGUUUUGCAUAAGUUAAAUGCAAAGGAUUUAAAAAUCAGGUUUCUCUGGGUACCUGCACAUGUUGGAGUGAAAGGGAAUGAGGAGGUUGAUAAACUUGCAAAACAAACACUGAAACACAAUAGAAUAUUACAAGUUCCAUAUAGUAAAUCUGAAGCUAAAACAUUCAUUAAAGCAUAUGCAAGAUCAAAAUGGCAGGAGUAUUGGGUGGAUGAAGAUAAAGGAAGGCAUUUAUAUAAUAUACAAUCAGAAGUGGAUAUAGGAAGGACAGAGUGUAGGAGUAGAAGAGAAGAAAGUAUAAUUACACGGUUAAGAAUAGGACACACUGGGCUCAAUUCUUCAUUGAAGAUAAUAGGGAAACAUCCAACAGGGAACUGCCAAUAUUGCAGUCAUUUAGAAACUGUAGAACAUAUUUUAUUUCAGUGCACAAAGUAUAGCCAAGAAAGAAACCAGCUUUUUCAGUCUCUCAGAAGUGUCAAUCAGAAUAAUUUUACAAUGCAAGGUUUAUUAGGGAAAGCAUCCAGUAACAUUCAUCAAUUUGUUUUUAAGUUUCUUAGAGACACCGACUUAGCCAGUAGGAUUUAAUUAUUAUUAUUAUUUUUUUUUUUUUUUUUAAGAUCCAAUAUCUCCUGAUUCACACUCCAGCCCAGUCGGUGGCGGUAAUGCACCGUUAAGUUGGUUUGCCAACCGCCAUAAAAAACUAAAGAAGAAGAAGAAGAAGAAGAAUCGCAUUCAUACGCAACGAGAUUUGGCUGUGGAACAGUGAAGCUACUCCCACAACAAUCACACAUUCAGUAAUUCACCAAUAAAUGUUAAAGUGAAGACGAGUGUCAAAUCAUCAGGAAGAGCUGAAAUCUGUAAAGACUGAGCUUAUAAAGAGGACAGAAAGAAGAUGAGAGAUCCAGAACCCUGCAGAAUCAAAGAUACUGAAGAACAAACAGAGUUGAUUGAAGAAAAUGAAGAUGAUGAAGAAUUGAGUGAAAUUGAUAUGAAUACUCAUGUCAACACUGGAGAAAAACAUCUGAGUUGCUCUCAAACCGAACAGAAAACCAAACCGAAAGAUUCAGUGAAAAGAAGAGCCAAGAAAUCUUUCACCUGCCCUCAGUGUGGAAAGAGUUUCCCAUACAGACAUAAAAUUAAAGCUCACAUGAGAGUUCAUACUGGAGAGAAAUUGUUCACUUGCGAUCAGUGCGGGAAGAGUUACACACAGUCAUCAAACCUUAAGCAACACAUGAACGUCCACACUGGAGAGAAACCUUACAGGUGUUUACACUGUGACAAGAGAUUCAGUCGUUCAGCAGACUUGAAAAAACACAAUGUGGUCCACACAGGAAAGAAACUGCACACAUGUGAUCAAUGCGGGAAGGGUUUUGCACUAAAACAACACUUUACGGCACAUGUGAGAGUUCAUACGGGAGAGAAACCGUACAAGUGUCUAUACUGUGACAAGAGAUUCAGUCAGUCUGGAAACCUGAAGACACACAAGAGGAUUCACACAGGAGAGAAACCGUAUCACUGCACUGAAUGUGGAAAGUGUUUCAGUCAUUCAGUUUCUCUACACAGUCAUACAAAAAACAAUCACACAUCUACAGAUGUCCGAGUUCUGCUCCCCGUGAAACUGAUACUCAACUGCCAUUGGCUCAUCUGGAUUCGAGAGAAGGGGGUUACCUAUAGGUCAUUAUUCAAAGCUUUUUAACACUGUUUUUUCUAAAAUAAAUAACACCUUCAAAGUGUUAUUCCAUCACAGCCAGUGGUUUCACAUGUGGUUCUACAACUGUUUCUUUGUUUCAUUAUAUUUUAUAUAAAUAAAGGCCAUUGUCAUAGUAAUUCAUUUGUGUAUUAAAAUAAAACAAAUUCAUAAAUUC
Molecule: messenger RNA, 2019 nt
Organism: Carassius gibelio (silver crucian carp)
Lineage: Eukaryota; Metazoa; Chordata; Actinopteri; Cypriniformes; Cyprinidae
Product: gastrula zinc finger protein XlCGF49.1
Exons: 4
Coding region: 1047-1850 (267 amino acids)
Biological process (GO): regulation of transcription by RNA polymerase II
Molecular function (GO): RNA polymerase II cis-regulatory region sequence-specific DNA binding; DNA-binding transcription factor activity, RNA polymerase II-specific
Source: RefSeq, a predicted model, not a curated record